AUGACUAAGACAAGCGCCAAGCCUAAGACUAUAAUCGCCGAGAUCGCAACAAGGACGAUCGUCGCUAUAACGAUCAGCGCAAUGACCAGAAAGAGUAGCCUAAGGCGGAAGUUCGACAAGCGUAAACUGGAGACUCCCAAAGUUACGAUAUACCAAGUUAAGGAAGCUCCGGCCCUAGAAUCCAACGACGGCAUCGAUAGCCCUCUAGGCAACUAUACCUACCUUCAUAUCGCUAUCUAUGCAAAGGAAGAGGGCGAAGAACUAGAAGUGUACCUCGACCUAGGAGCUAGCCGUUCAAUCAUUAGCUACAACCUAUUGAACCUACUCAACUACUCUAUCGAGCGCUAUAAAGGCAAGCUAGUACGGAGGAUAGUAGCCACUAUUAAGAACACCUUGUACAGCAUUAUCAAGAUCCUAAAGCAGUACCUAGUAGGCAAGAUCCACGAGUACGAGGAUAGCGGUUUCCUAUGUAGACCAACGACCUCGACGAACUAG
Messenger RNA from Thermothielavioides terrestris NRRL 8126, 495 nucleotides. RefSeq lists its product as uncharacterized. The transcript is spliced from 6 exons. The coding region runs from base 1 to 495 and encodes 164 amino acids. NCBI's taxonomy places the organism in Eukaryota, Fungi, Ascomycota, Sordariomycetes, Sordariales, Chaetomiaceae. The record is from RefSeq and is a predicted model, not a curated record.